AUGAGUUAUUUAUUAGAUGAUAAAAAGAUUAUAUUAAAAAAUUUAAUUACAAAAAAUGAAAGCAUAAAGACAGAAAAUGAGAAUAUGACUUUGGAAAAUAAAGCUUUGCUUUGCUUAAUAAAAAAAUAUGAAGAAAAAAAUAAAUUUCUGAACGUUGUUGAAUAUAUUCAUUAUGUGUGUACGAAUUUAUACAGGUAUGAAGAGAACUUAAAUUACAACAUCACGUAUGAUGAAUUCUUAAAAGAUUUAAAAAAACAUUUAAAGGAAAAUAUUUUGGAUUAUAAGCAUAUAUUAGAAAACAUAUUAUUAAGAACAGAUAUAAAUUAUAUAAAUGAACAAAAGUAUUUAGGUGAUACGUUACCUGAACAAAAUAUUGUAAAUGAUAUUUUGUCAAAAAAGAAAAUAUACGAUAUAACUUUUGAAGAGGUAAAAAAUACUUCAAUGAAAAGAGAAUAUUCAAUGGAAAACAUAAAGACAAAUGUAAAGACAGAAAGUAAAGAUAUAUCAUUAAAUAAAGAAGAGUGUAAUAAAGAUGAUCAUGUCCAAGAGGAUAAUAAUGAUAAAUAUAAUGGGUUGCAAGGUAAAAAUAGGGAGAAAAAUAUUUGCAGAAAUUGGAAAGAUGAAAAAUCAGAACAUGAAUUUUAUCAGCUCCAAAGUUUUGAGAAGAAUGAAAAUAGAGAAUGGUUUAGGGUAGACCCUAAUUUAAAUUUGAAAGAAAAACAACAACUGAUUUAUAACGAAAUCGAGAAAUUAAAAAACGAGAUAAAAAAAAUAACUGUACAUUCCGAAAGUACAAAAAUAAUUAUAUCCUCUAUGAUAUGUCAAAGUAAAAUAUUUUUAUAUGAACUAGAAGAUAAUAUAAAGGAUUACAAAAUAUUGAAAGAAAAAAUUAUGAAUGAUAAAUAUUUAUUAAAAAAAGGAGAUUACAUAAAUGAAGUAUAUAAUGGGAUAAUACAAAAUCAAAAAAUAAAAAUAGAUAAUGUUAAGAAAACAAAUAAAACCUUAUUAAAUUUGUAUAAUAAAAAAUUCUCAAAUAUAAAUUAUAUAAUAUCUCUUAAUGAAAAUAUAAAUAAUGUGGAUUUUCUUUAUCUUAAUGUUUUAAUACAUAAUAGAAAGUUACAAUAUGAUGACCUCAUGAAGGAACACGAAAAUAAUUAUAAUCAUUUAAGGAAACUCCUCAGCAAUAUGAGCAACAUACAAAAUAAAAUCACAGAAUAUACAAACAAGGAAAAGGAAAUUUUAUCAAAUAUAGAGAAAAACAAUGAUAGCUUAAAUCUUCUAGACAAUUUAAUAGUAGACAUUACAAAUAAAAUAGAUACUAAUAUGGACAUAACCAAUAA
Molecule: messenger RNA, 1340 nt
Organism: Plasmodium reichenowi
Lineage: Eukaryota; Apicomplexa; Aconoidasida; Haemosporida; Plasmodiidae
Exons: 5
Source: RefSeq, a predicted model, not a curated record